AUGUAUCUCUCAGUCGCGAAGGAAGGCUUGUCGAAGAGAGACGCUGGCAUGGCUCCUGAGUUGAGGCAGGGUGACGUCAUUAAAUAUCUUGGAGAAUUGUUCCCUUGGGGUGGCCGAAACUGGUUUCAGCCUGUCUUUGGUGGAUUCGGGGGAGGAGGUGGACUCGGAGUAUACGGAGGUUACGGAGAUUACAGAGGUUACGGAGAUUACAGAGGAUACGGAGAUUACAGAGGAUACGGACGCUAUUGAUACCCACCAUGUUUUUAGUUGGACCUAGUUUUAUCAAUAUAUACGUCGCAAAAACGCUUUUUAAGAGAAGGAAUGAAAUGACAUGGAUUUCUCUGUGUGAUUUGAAAG
Darwinula stevensoni is the source of this 357-nucleotide messenger RNA. Lineage: Eukaryota; Metazoa; Arthropoda; Ostracoda; Podocopida; Darwinulidae. The record is from the annotation of a GenBank genome assembly.